GCAUUCUAUCUUAGAACAUAGUGCAGAAAAUAUCAAUCAAUAUGGGCGCCCUGAGAACACCUCUAGUAUGCAAAUUCUUGCUGAUCAGCCUCAUCCUCGUUGGAUUGUCAUCAAUCUCCAUUGCCAACGCGAAGGUCUACGUAGUUGGUGGUACUAAGCAAUGGGGUUUUUCUUCAUACGCUAAAUGGUCUACUAGUAGAUCAUUCCGUGCAGGAGAUAUACUUGUUUUUAAGUAUCCUGUUGGAACACACAACACCGUCCGCACCACUAAAUUUGGAUAUAGAAGUUGCAAAGCUACUGCAAGGGAAUCAGCCAAGGCAUUGUCGACAGGAAAUGAUAAGUUUAAACUGACAAAAGGAAAUAAUUACUUCAUCUGUGGCAUAACAGGACACUGCUCUGCAGGCAUGAAGAUCAAUGUUUUUGCCAAGUAGAAACAAAAUAGAUGAUGCUGAGUAACUUGAGUUCACAAGCUCGUUCUCAACGGUUUUAUUACCAAAACAUAAUCCUUCCUUUAGAACUAUACUAAAGGUGGAUAAAUGCCCGUUUUUCUCUACUCAUUGGUGAGUAUGUGCUAUGUGCCAGUAUUGUAAUCCGAAUAUGAUAUUUUCCCUUUUGAGAGAUAUCUGAAUGAAUGAAUGAAUUUGGUCUUUCA
This is a messenger RNA of Papaver somniferum (opium poppy), 652 nucleotides long. Its product is annotated as basic blue protein-like. Lineage: Eukaryota; Viridiplantae; Streptophyta; Magnoliopsida; Ranunculales; Papaveraceae. Bases 42 to 431 code for a protein of 129 amino acids. Gene Ontology annotation, cellular component: plasma membrane. The transcript is spliced from 2 exons. The record is from RefSeq and is a predicted model, not a curated record. Gene Ontology annotation, molecular function: electron transfer activity.